Messenger RNA from Rana temporaria (common frog), 2022 nucleotides. RefSeq names its product transmembrane protein 150A (gene TMEM150A). NCBI's taxonomy places the organism in Eukaryota, Metazoa, Chordata, Amphibia, Anura, Ranidae. The coding region runs from base 309 to 1124 and encodes 271 amino acids. Gene Ontology annotation, biological process: protein localization to plasma membrane. The transcript is spliced from 8 exons. The record is from RefSeq and is a predicted model, not a curated record.
GUGACGGCGCUCUCAGCAGGCACGCCGGGUAAUGUAGUCCUGGGAGCCACUCACCUCCGGCUCCGCUGUGACACCCUAACCCUUUCCGCACCACAAUUCCCGUGAGCCACCGCGGCCACCAGCAAUUUAAUGAGUUGAAGGACUGAGGGUUCGGUGGAGGCUCCGGGGGACUCGGGGGCAGCGGGGAGCGGGAGGUUGUCGGUGAAAUGCCCUUUGCUCUGGCUGGUAGCGUCUGCUGAUGGUUUGCCCUGGAGUUUCCUGUACGGCCUGCUCAUCCCCCUCCCUUGACCCCUGGACCUUCCUUACUAAUGACUGGCUGGAUUGUCCUGCCCGUCAGCCUGACUGCAUUCUCCAUCCCCGGGAUAUGGAUUGUGUACGCCAUGGCUGUGAUGAACCAUCAUGUUUGUCCUGUGGAAAACUGGACGUACAAUGUGACGUGCUCCGAUGACACUGCCAAGCAGGGGACACCGAAGUCUUGCUGCACUCUGGAGGAUGUUCCUCUCAUCAGUAAGUGUGGGACGUACCCCCCGGAGAGCUGUCUCUUCAGUCUGAUUGGAAAUGUUGGUGCUUUUAUGGUGGUGAUGAUCUGUUUGCUGAGAUACAGUCAGGUCAUAGAGCUGAGCCAUGGCUCCUGGCUGAAUACAGUCGCCCUGAUCGCUGGUUGUACCAAUGCAGCAGGACUUGUCAUGGUGGGGAACUUCCAGGUGGAUUACGCCAAGUCUCUGCAUUAUAUCGGUGCAGGAGUGGCAUUCCCAGCUGGUUUGCUGUUUGUAUGUCUACAUUGCAUCCUUACCUACCAUCUGGCCACUAGCACACUAGACUAUUGGGUGGGACACCUGCGUGUAAACCUGACCGUUGUGGCCUUAGCAUCCCUUGUCCUGAGCGGGGUCUUUUUCAUCCAUGAAAGCUUCCUCCUUCAGCACUUGGCUGCAAUCUGCGAAUGGAUCUUCGUGCUGGAUAUCUUAGUCUUCUACGGAACAUUUUCCUACGAGUUUGGAUCGGUCUCCAGCGACACCAUCAUGGCCGCUCUGCAGAGCUCCGCAGCUCGCAGCUGCAAGUCUCCAGGAAGCAGCAGCACAUCCACCCACCUCAACUGUAAUCCUGAGAGGAUUGCCAUGAUAUGACCAGGGUGGGGCUCGCUGCUCCCCAACACUCAGGAUUAUUUUUAAGAUUUUUUUUUUUUUUUUCGAGGUUUUUACCAAAUAUUAAGAAACAUAAGCCAAUUUUAACUCUACAGCCAGGCAGGUAUACAAAAGACUUUACUGGCGGUAUUUGGGUUACAAGAAAAGUAUUCACGGAGGUUCACUUUUUCAUGUGCGUAUUUUCACGUCUAACACUUCUGGGGCAAUAUUUUUGUAUUUACUUAUUUUUAUCUUUUAUUUUUAUUUCUAUAGGUGGGUGCAUUUUGCAGUCCAACAAAUGCCUACUGCCAGCACAGGGUGCUUUUUUUUUCUGUCUGAAAUAAUAGUCUGUGGGUUCUAAUGUGAGACACAGUCACUGACCAGCUGCUCCCCCCUCUUGCUCAGCCAGCAAAUUGGCUCCUUUCGGUAUGGAUAGUUUAAAAUGGAACCACAACUGUAAUUUUUUUUUCCUAGUUUUGGGUAAGACCUCAAAGAGUUGGAGGCUCAGUCAGGUCCUUAGUGCUGUAUGUAACCCAGUUGGGGAGAUUCAGUCUCACUAUUAUGCUUGUGUUAUCUGUAAAUGCACAAUGAGCUGCCAGUGGAGAAAUGGAGGCACCUGUUGAUGAAUGUUAAAAGGUUGGAUUUUCUUUGUACUUUUUGGAGACUUUCUCUUACUUCCUGCCAGAUCUCCAGGACAGGAAGUAAGCAGAAAUCUACCCAGUGAGAACACCGAUUUCAAUAAAAACCAUGAAGGUUCCAACCUGUCCAUACUUUGCAAGACUAGAGAAAAAGUUUUGGCUGGAGUCCCACUUUAAAGGCUGCACUUUAUGCUUUGAAGGCGUACACCAUGUGGUUGUUCUGUUGAGACUGCGCACAUUACAAAUAUAUUGGAGCACCUAUA